GCACCCCCGGGGGGCCUGGCCGUGGCCAGCGGCUCCGGCAGCAAGAAGUUCCCGCAGGCCAUCAUCGUCGGCGUGAAGAAGGGCGGCACCCGCGCCCUCCUCGAGUUCCUCCGCGUCCACCCCGACGUGCGCGCCGUCGGCGCCGAGCCCCACUUCUUCGACCGCUGCUACGAGAAGGGGCUGCUCUGGUACAGAAACCUGAUGCCGAGGACACUCGAGGGGCAGAUCACCAUGGAGAAGACGCCAAGCUACUUUGUGACGAAGGAAGCCCCCCGGCGCAUCUACAACAUGUCCAAGGACACCAAGCUUAUCGUGGUGGUGCGCAACCCGGUGACGCGGGCCAUCUCAGACUAUACACAGACCCUGUCCAAAAACCCCACUAUCCCCACCUUCCAAGCAUUGGCCUUCAAGAACCUCAGCACCGGCCUCAUCGACACCACCUGGAGCGCCGUGCGGAUCGGCAUUUACGCCAAGCACCUCGACAACUGGCUGAGGUACUUCCCGCUCUCGAAAUUUCUCUUUGUCAGCGGGGAGAGACUGGUGAGCGACCCAGCUGGGGAGAUGGGCCGCGUCCAGGACUUCCUGGGCCUCAAGAGAGUGGUGACGGACAAGCACUUCUACUUCAACGAGACCAAGGGCUUCCCGUGCCUGAAGAAGCCAGAAGGGAGCAGCAGGCCACGGUGCCUGGGGAAGUCCAAGGGGCGGCCACAUCCCAAAAUCGACCCACAGGUUGUCCAGCGCCUUCAGGAGUUCUACCGACCCUUCAACAUGAAGUUCUAUCAGAUGACGGGGCAGGACUUUGGGUGGGACUGAUCACAAGACCGCUUCACCAAAGGUGAAGAUGGAGUCUGCUAUGGGGGGGACUGGGGGGGCAGGGCAGAUAGCCCACUUAGACCCCCCCCCAGAAAGGCCCCUUCCUUCCCUCUUGAACGCUGCAGCGUUUGCAGCUCUAGGGCAGGGCCGUUGGAUCUCCCCGGAGCAUUUCUUCCUCUUUUUAAUUUAUAUUACCUCUUCCCAGUAAGAGAAAAAAAAAAUGUACACUUAUGGAGUAGAGAGAAAAUAUUUAAGAAUUUUUUUAAAAAAGAAAACAAACAUCAAAAGAAAAGCAAAAAAACCUCAGAUCUGAUGUAACAGCAUUCAGAAUAAACCUGGCUAAUAUAGAUUAAGCACAAAAUUUCCGCACAAGCGUGUGCAGGAAAGAUGCGCAUGACGGCAAAGGAUCCAUUCCAGUCCUCUAAGUUCUUCUCUUGCGGACGCCCCCUUGAUUUCCAUUCGGGAUGGGCAGUCCCAAGCCCUGCACAGAAAUUUGGCUCAAGACCCGGCAGAAUGGGGAAAAAAAACUGGGGCCCAUGUGCAAAGCAGAACUUACUGGAUUGGGGAGCCGAGCCCCAAACCCACGGGUCGUUGUUCGGCAAGUGCCGCAUCAGAAUCUUUCCUUGCGGAGAGAAUAUUCGGGGGUGCAACGAAAUGAUGCUGGCAAGGGCAAACCUGCCACUCUUGUGUGGUCUGUGCAUAGCCAGGAGGUAUGUGAUUAGUGUCACGCGUGUAGAACAUGUGCAUGUAGCAACAUGAGAAAUCAACUUCAGCAUGCACUGAGCAUAUGCACACGAUCAAUGCGUUCUGGAAGGUUGAAGUCUGGCCAGUCUUUCAGGACCGGUGGAGAUUGACAGGUUUGUGGGAGGACAAACUGUGGUCCUUUAGUGACCUCCAUUGUCCCAGCAGAAGCAGGGCUAUGUGCAUUUUGUGAUUGCGCAGCAAACAAAAAAAAAUGGUGGGGGGAGCACAGGAUUGAUUUGAGCUGCAGAACUGAGCGCCCGGGGAAAUUUUUUAUUCCACCUUUGUUUCAAUCAAGCUUCUGGCCCGCAUGGUGAUGGGAAUCAAUUCCCCGUGCAAUCACAGAAGCCAAGGGAGUGGCAGAAUAAGGCUGCCAAAGGUGAGCGGGGCAGGGCCGACUCAGCUCCUAGUUCCUGUCCCGUAGUAAUGGAAGAAGGGUAAUUGUAUGCAAUAUAGUAGCAAUGCAGCGUCAGUUGUGCAAAUGAAUUAGCGAUUUGCAUAACCCGUGCAGAUCCCGGGAUUCAGCACGAUGCGGGAUUCUGAUGGUGUAUAAAGUAACACACAGUCCAGAAGAAGAAGAGCCCCUUUGGCCCAUGCAGUGGCUCCCGUUGCACACCAGGUGCCCAUUGCAAUUGCGCAUUGAGCACUGCUUGCUACUGAAGUGAACGGGGACACUCUUGUUUGCUCCGUGGGUGCAGUGCAAUCCACCGCAUGUUUCGAGCGGUCACUCUAGGAGAGCCUCUCUCUGUUUCAAUCCAGGGGGGUCUGCCACCGAAAAGGACAUCCCCUAGCGAAUUUUCGGGAAGAUGCAAGAUAUCCUGUUGUUAUUUUUACGAUAAAUCAGGCGAACGCUAACUCAUAUUUUUUACAAAUCUUUUUUUUCCAAAAAAAGAAAAGUUUCUGCGAAAACUUCUA
Molecule: messenger RNA, 2469 nt
Organism: Gekko japonicus
Lineage: Eukaryota; Metazoa; Chordata; Lepidosauria; Squamata; Gekkonidae
Gene: HS3ST6
Product: heparan sulfate-glucosamine 3-sulfotransferase 6
Exons: 2
Molecular function (GO): [heparan sulfate]-glucosamine 3-sulfotransferase activity
Source: RefSeq, a predicted model, not a curated record